GGCCGGCAAACACAACUCAUCUGUUCCCAUGUACGUGGGGUUGGGGGGGUGUUGGAAUUACUUUAUAAACAGCUUACUACAGUAUUAGUGUCAUGAAGAGAAACGGGCACACCGUAAUGGUGAGAAACUACACCCACAUUGAGGCGACUUAUAUUUAUCAUCAUCAUCCAUAACACAAAUUAUGAUGCGAGUGGGUUGGUACUGGUGGUGGGUGGGGAGCACACGACUCUGGUAAGGAAUUACACUCUCCCUUACCCACAAACAUCGCCACAUAUUCCCACAUUCCCACACACAUCGCGCGUGAGGCUUUGUCGAGCGGCACGAGGUUUAGUUCCCCCUGGCGCCGCUGCGUUGACGACGACGACGACACGGCGCCCAUUCGCGUCGUCAACAACCGAAGGCGACAGCGGCGGCGGCGGCUCCUCCCCGCGCUCUCUCGGCCGCCCGACGCUAAGCGAACGGUCGCAGCAGCCAUCGCCACGAGAAGCGGAGGAGAUUAAUCGCGUGCGGGAGGAAGAGGAGAAGACUGAGGAAGUGGUGGUGGUGGUUGGGGGAGGCGUUGUGAGGAGGAGGAGGGAGGCGGCCAUGACGCAGACGCGGCCGCGCCGAGGAGGAGGGCCAGCCGGGGGCCACUGGACAAAGUCGUCCGCCGCCCUUUGAACGCUGCCGCAGGCCCGGCCUCUCUGGACAUGUCCAUCUGCGACGUUCAAGGCGCCUUCAGCGGCAGAAACCCGUCCUCGGGGAGAUGGCGCGAAGCCGAAAGGUCGCCCGACCUCGCCGUGCCACCAUACGACCUCUCACCGAGCCCCCUGUCGCCGGUCGUCAAGCUCGAGUUCGUGCCGGAGCCUGCCGACGUCAAGCUCGAACUCGUGCCGGAUAGCGACGGCGGGGGUGGCGGCAUCGGCGUCGGCGGCGCGGAGCUGAUGGCGAACGAAGGCACCCAGAGUUCGGGAUCGGCGUCUGAUGUCAAACCGGGAGCGGUCGGCCGUGAGCCCAUGCGGAGGAGCAGCAGGACGGCCACGGCAACAGCAGUGGCAAAAGCGGCGUCGUUAUCGCAACAGCGGCGGCAACAGCAGCACCAGCAACAACACUACCAGCAGCAGAAACACCAGCAGCCGCAGCAGCAGCAGCAGGCUGGCGCAACAGUGAAACGGUGCUUCCCGUGGUCGGACGACGAGUUCCGCGCGUGGCAGGGCCGCGCCAAGUGGCUGUUCCGCAGCCAGGAGGGCAUCGGCUGCGCCAUCUGCAGGGAGGCGAGCGUGGUGGUCUACAAGCGGCAGGGGGUCUUCCUCGCCAAGGAGUGGCGCGCCGGCAUGGUGUGGGCCAAGGACAAGAAGAAGCUGCGCAAGAAAGUGUACGAGCACCGCGACACCAAGGCGCACCGCCAGGCGAGCUAUGUUAGCGCCGUCCACGAGACGACGCGACCGGCCCCUCGCGCACCGGCACCGCCACCGCCUAGGCACGUGGUGGACUCCAAAAGCAGGCUGUUCUCGGAGACGGAGCGCGCCUUCCGCACGGCGUACCUUGUGGCCAAGGAGGACCUGCGCGCCUGCCGGCACGAUUCCCUCUGCGCGCUGCAGGAGCUCGACGGCGCACGGCUCGGGCGGGCGGGCGGCACGCACGGCUGCCUGCGCAUCAUCGCGCACGUCCGCGCGGAGAUGGAGGCCAAGCUGACAGCGCACCUGGUGGGCGGCGCCGACUGCUUCUCGGUGCUCGUCGACGGCUGCUCGUUCGCGCGCCGCCGCUUCGCCGCCGUGCUGGUGCGGGCGCGCGUCGGCGCCGCGGCGUCCGUGGACAACGCGCUGCUCGACCUCGUGCGCCUCCCCGACGGCGCGAGCGCCGAGGAGGCGGCGCGCGCCGUGGUGCGCCGCCUCGAGGACAAGCUGGGCCGCGCCGCGCUCGACGACAGGCUGCUGGCCGGCGCCAGCGAGGGCCCGUCGGCCGACAUCCCCGCCCUGCGCGGCAUCGGCGCGCACUUCCAGAAGGCGUUCCCGCGCCUCCUGCUGUGGCUGGGCUGCGUGGCGCACAGGCUGGAGCGGGACGCGUCGCGCUGCCUGCUGGCGAGCGGCGCCGCCGACCGGCUCGGCUCGCUGGUGACGGCGUCCGCCGAGCUGUGCGCGCGCUCGCCGAGGAAUGCCGGCGAGCUGGCGGCGGCGGCGCCGGACUUCGGCGCGGAAGUGGCGCGCGUCGCCGCCGUGACGCCGGCCGACGGGCGCCACGCGGCGUCGACGUUCGCGUGCGCCCGCGCCGCGUGGCGCGGCUACACGGCGCUGCACACGCACUUCGCCCGCGCCUCCGCCGACCCGUCGCGCGCGCCCGACGAGCGGGAGGCGUACCAGCGUCUGCGCGCCCGUCUCGAGAGCGCCGCGUUCGUGCGGCACCUGGCGGCCGCGAAGGACGCGCUGCGCGAGCUGCGUGCGCUGGCCGGCACACUGCAGGACGCGCGCGCCACCGCGUGCGACGCGCUCUGGGCCGUGCGUCGCGCCAUCGCCGCCGUCGCGUCCCUGCGGGAUGGUGGCGGCAAGUCUUUGAACAGGGCCGAGCAGCGGCUGGCCGACGGCCUCUUCAAGGGUGUGGUGGUGGACGAGGACGACGACGACGGCGGCGGCGGCGGGCUGGACACGGCGCGGUUCUACCAAAUGCUCGCCAACGUCCUCAUGGCGCGCUUCCCGGUCGACGCGUUCGAGCUCGUCUCCGUGCUCGACCCCAAGCUGUGGAAGCGGCGGCAGGGGGAGGACAACGCGGGGGAUGGGAAGCGGCCGCCCUCCUUCGAGGAGGACGAGGUGGCGCGCCUCGCCCGGCGGCUGCGCCUGCCGCCGCUCGACUGCGCCUCGCAGUUCCGGAGCCGGCGGUGCGGCGCGGCCGUGCCGGAGGGCGGCGCGCUGAGCAAGCUGGAGGUGGCGAUCGCCACCCUGCCCACGUGCAGUGCCGAGUGCGCGCGCGUCACCGCCGCGCUCGCCGACGUGGCCGCGUCGCGCCAGCGCGCGGACUCUCUCCUCGACCGUCACCAGCAGCAGCAGCGCCGCUGGAACCGCAAGCAGAACCACCGGAUUUAUGGCAUCGUCAAAGAAGAAAAGGUCGACGACGACGAUGACGUCGACGACGACGAGUACGAGGAUGACCUGGAUGAGGACGGCGAUGAGCACCUGGCCAACCUGCUCUGGAUCAAGUGCAAUGGCCCCCCGCUGGAGUGGUUCGACGCCAGGCCGCUGGUGCGCUCGUGGCUGCUGAAGCAGCAGAACGCGGAAGCGCGCAGGGACCGGCCGGUGGAGAGCGGCGGGCCCUGGCUGGAGCCGCGCGAGCUCUGGACGCUGCUGUCCUAGCGGGAGGAAGCGGGCGGGCGACAGCGAGAGAGACAGAGAGAGAGAGACAGAGAGAGAGACAGAGAGAGAGACAGAGAGAGAGAGACAGAGAGCGAGACAGCGAGAGAGAGACAGAGAGAGAGAGACAGCAAGACAGAGAGAGAGAGACAGAGACAGAGAGAGAGAGACACGUGCCCCGGGAAGCGGACGGCUCUCGUCUUGUAGGGCGUCACAGUGGCGAGAUGUUAACUACCUCACCUGGUACACAGGAGGUCCAUCGUAAAGGGUUUUUUUGGUUUUAUGACGCAAAUAUAAAUGCGUCGUUAACCCCACCACCACUCGACAUCACCUUACUCUGGAAAAUCACCUGGUGUAAUCACCAGCGAUACGUAGUACUCAAAUUGUAAAUGUUGUGGGUUUACUCUCCUACACACCGGUGUGCUGAACUGAUAAUUAUAAUUGGCAUGUUUUGUUUGCGUGAAAAACCUUGCUAAUUGACUGUAUCGGAUGGUGGUGGGUUCACGACACAUUACACCAUCUAACCCAAGAAACCGUAUGAAUAUUAUCGGUCACGAAAGCCUACGUGUUAAACGUGCAGGAGGUCGUGGGUUCAAUCCCGACCCCGACGAUGCCUGCUCUUUAUUUGGAGUUUGCACGUUCUCCCCGUGGCCGUGUGGAUUUUUCUCCAGGUCCUCCGGUUUUUCCCUCCACAUUUAGAAUCAAACGUCACGCGUUUAUCAGAGUAGGCCACUUCGUUGACAUAUUAUUUGUGAUAGCCAGGUCGCUUCCAAAAAAGAGCUGUAUAGCUCAGUGGGCCUUACCUGAUAAAAUAAAAAAUAGUUUAUGGUUUACACGCGCUGCCUGUGAUGUCCCAGCCUGCCUAGCGCAGGCGCACAGCUCCACGAAAGAAAAACGAAAUUCAAAAUCACCCAAGGGCCCUUUUUGUUUUUUGGUACAGUCCAAAAAAAUAAAAACGUCGACGAUUCCUGCUCCGAACGAGCGAUGGAAAUGGUGCUAAUCUCCCAUUUACAGCGCCGAGACGGCGGUGGUGGAAAUGCGUACACACAUUUCUACGGCGAAGGCAAGUCCAUAUCCGCCGUUGCCCUGUGAAUAGACACGGCUUUAUCGAUCCUCCCGGGUGGGGGGGGAGGAUGGGCCGGGUCAACCCUGCCCAGCCAGCAUUUGAACCCUCGACCUUACGGUUGCGAGCCGCCUCCCUCUGCCGCCAACCCAGCCCCGUCGACGUCCUUUCCAGCUGGCACGUCGGCGACAGUUUGUGCAGAUGAUGUCAUCGUUGAACGUUGAGGUCCCUCAAGCGAUCCGAGGCGGCAGUAGACGCUGUGUGGAUUGCUGCGAUGACGGGUUGGUGCACUCGUCGGCGAUGAGUUUGAUGGCUUGGGCUCUGCCGCAGACGAGACUGCCCGACCUUGAUUCGCUCGUUCUUUUACGGUAGAAUAAUACCGCCGACGUCACUAAACCCGUGCGUGUAAAUUCUAUUUAUUCCAGUCUUGCGCAUUGCGAUGGCAGCGGCGAUGCGUUUCAGGAGCUCCAUGCCAUUGUCGUGCUGGGCACGGCGAGAGGGCUUCACGAGUUAAGAGUUUGUGUAGUUUCGCUGUUCCUCCUCCGUUGAAGGAACGCAAACUCCAGUGGUUUACUAUGUGAUCCAUCUAACGCCAAGUUAAAAUAUAUCUUUAUACAAAAAAAAACCCCAUAACCCCUCUCAUACGUCUUUAUGUAGUUUUGAAACAACAUGAAUGCUGUUCAACUGAUAUAUUUCAUGUCAGACUGGUCGGAUCCUCUCGUCAUGCUCUGUCUAUGUAUGUUGAACUUCUUUCGCACCGUACGUAGCCAAUCGUGCUAAUCGGAGGUGCAGGUUCACGCUCAUGGCAAGACUCGGCCCGGCAAUUUCAAAGGGGCCGUCGAUUCGUGGCAGUUUUACAUGCAAUUAAGUAAAUAGGCGAGGAGGAAAAAUCACGCGUGCACGGAUUCCGUAAUCUUUUCCAGCACGCUUUUUCUCAUGGGAAGUUUCAUAACUGGCGAUUACAAGCUCACCACGUUACAUUCGAAACGCCGUUUUUUUUCCUUGCCAAGAUUUUGGCCAACCCUUUGGACUUGACCAGUUUCCUACAGGGUAAAAGUCCCUAAUAGCAACGCACUUAUAGACUUAAAGGUUUCGUUCGUGUUAGAUUAUCUUAAGCGUGGAUCUGCUGUUUGGCAUCCACGCGCCACUGCGGAUCGCGAGGAUGCCGGCAACUUGUAAGCGCUCGUAGACGUAUUGACAAUUUGCAGUGCGUCCAACUUGCUUACACUGCUCUUGACUCAAAUCGUCUGCAUGUGCCUUGUACGGCAGCGUACGAGGAUUGAUGAAGAAGUACCAAGACUACUUUUGUUCAGACAAAAUUAAAGGACGACAUACCGAAUCAAAUUAAUCUCCUUCAAAUCAGUCUCCUCCUGAUCGAGCACGGUGAUUCCAGCGGUCCUGCUAUGUGUCGAUGCAUCCCUGGUACAGGCGGUGGCUUUCAGUUCCCCAGUUACAUUUUGGAUGACUGGUUGGGAACGUCUUGAAAUGCGCUUUCCGUUAGGGUGUGCGUUUCAAUCUAGGGAACGGGGGAAAAAAAAUAAUUUGGUGCCAAAUCUGGUGAAUACAGUGGGAUGAGGAACCAGGCGAUGAGGCUUGGGUUCAUGGCUUCUAUCCCGAAACGGUCAUCUCGGUGGAGGACGCCGUCGUCAUCUCGACCAAAGAAAGUAGGACAGCGCAUGGGUGAGUGAGUGGGUGAGCAAAUGGGUGAGUGAGCGAGUGGGUGAGCGAGUGAGCGAGUGAGUAAGUGGGUGAGCGAGUGAGUGAGUGGAUAAGCGAGUGGGUGAGUGAGUAUGUGGGUGAACGAGUGGGUGAGCGAGUGAGUGAGUGGGUAAGCGAGUGGGUGAGUGAGUGAGCAAGUGGGUGAGCGAGUGAGUGAAUGGGUGAGGUGAUGAGACUUAGGUUCAUGGCUUCUAUCCUGAGACGGAGCGUCGUGUCAUCUCCAUGGAUGACGACGUCACCUCGAUCAAAGAAAGCAGGACAGCGAGUGGUUGAGUGGGUGAGCGAGUGACUUGAGUGAGUGGUUGAAUGAGCAAGUGGGUGAGCAAGUGAGUGAGUGAGUGGGCAAGCGAGUGAGUGUGUGAGCGGGUGACUGGGUGAACGAGUGACUGAAUGAGCAAGUGACUGGGUGAGCGAGCGAGUGAGUGAGUGGGUGAGCGAGUGGUGAGCAAGUACAUGGGUGAGUGGUUGAGUGAGCGAGUGGGUGAGCGAGGGAGUGAGCGAGUGAGUAGGUGAGUGGGUGGGCAAGUGAGUGAGUGAGUGAUCGAGCGAGUGACUGAGUGGGUGAGCGAGUGACCGAGUAGGUGAGUGAGUAGGCGAGGUGAUGAGGUUUUGGUUAAUUUCUAUGAUCCCAAGACGAGGCAGACCGUGGGGUCAUCUCGGCAGAGGAUCCUGCCGUCACCUCGACGAUAGAAAGCCAAGACAGGCGAGCUCGAAUGUCAAGACGAUGUCGACUGCCUUCUCUGACAGUCAAGGUGUUGCACCGUGAGUUGGCCAUUCCACGGGGGUCAAGGCAGCGAAUCGGGUUGUUUUAUUUGGCCGUUCCGAAUGCGCCGAAGGGACGCAGUUCGACGAAAACGGCCUGAACAAUGGGAGUCGGGCACGUGGAUGUUUUGCAUCGGGACAUCGUGCCGUCGCAUCGAGCGCCGUCCAUGCAGAAAUCUCUGGCCGAGCACAGCGUUCGUCCUUUAGUUUUGUCUCAAACCGAAAGUAGUCCCAGAACUAGUUUUGGACCGACCGUCGUGUGUCGCCGUGCAGACACGGCGCUGGGGGAUGACGAUGUGCAUUCUGGCGAUUGCGAGCGGGCUCGCAAUAAAAAAAGGUUACGAGUUCAAAUCCUGCUUGGGGGUUGCCACAGCCCAUCGUACCUCCGGGGAUCGAUAACAUUUGGGCAACUUUGUUGGGAAGUCAACAGCGGCCCUGCAGGACUGUGAACAGGAGCUGCGGGCACCAACGCCUCGAUGCUCAUUCGAGCGGGAAGGUCACCCUUUGACGCGACCUGACCCCGACGAUGUCACUAGAGGGCAGAAUGGCAACCCACCGGUGAGCCUUUUCACGCUGAUUUCUCAUUCGCGACGGGAGACGUAGCCUGGAGCUGCAUCUUCAAACACAAAACCGUUCGCUGUUUUCAGGGGGCUGGGUCUUCCUUCUCACGAGCGUCUGAUGGAAACUCAGGUGCUGACACACACGUACGUACGUACAUAUGUUGAACUAUUUUCACGCCCUACGUAGCCAACCACGCUAAACACGGAGGCGACGGGUUUACAGCGUCGCCUCACUGCCUUUCGCUCCGAUACACGUGGACGGUCACUUCAGAAUCAGAAUCUUUGUUUAUCCUGGAUAAAUCUGAUGAGCUAUGAAGCUCUUUUUCCACAGGUGUCCAGUCGGGGUAUAGGGUCAGACAUUUCCGAGGAACAAUGUGCAGCCUUGUACAAUGAGUAACAACCGAUCGACUAUCAACGAUCUAAACAUUAUAUUCAACGCAUCGUUUCUGAUGUUGCAGCACAAAUGAAAACUCGGACACAUUCGUCAACAACACUGUGGCCCUGAAUAGAUGAACCUAUUUCCAAUUGAUCAUUUUACAUUCUUCACUUGUCACUCGCUAUCUACGAAUGGGCAACCGAUCGUGUGCCAAUUUGAGAUUGCUCAUACUUGAAACAUUCUUAAAAAUGUGAUUUCUUGGCAGGGUCCCGUGUCUUCAGUUCACAUUCGCUCGGUCUCUCUGGCUUGUUUGUGUGCUAUGGAUAAGGUCCAUUGCCCAAAACGUUGCCCAUUAUAUAUAGUUUUUCUUUUCGGGUCACAUUGUUAUAAACGGAUGCGUUUGAGUCUUUUGUCAAAUCUUCGAUUUGGUUUGGUGCUGUCAGCAAUGGACGCGUGGACCACGGCUUAAAGGUCCAGUUGCCGUGCACGGCUAAAGCUACACGUACGAUGGGUCUGUGUGUGGUAAUCCUAUGGAUGUCUUUGUGAGUCGAUGUAUGUUGAACUUCUUUCACACCGUACGUAGCCAACCGUGCUAAUCGGAGGUGCAGGAGAAGGACAACAAUGAAACAGAAAAAAGCAGCUCUAAAGAAAUGAGUUUUCAAUCUAGACGGCUUAAAAGCACACAGCUUUUAAAUCAUCUACAUUGAAAUGGAGGUCGGUGUAAGGUGGCGCAGGGCGCGACUUCACCAACGGCGACGCUCCGCCACGUGGCCUGCUGGAGGUGGCGCUGUGGGGCAGUGGUUCUCAUGGUUUCUGUGCCCCAGAGGUCGCAAACGGGUUUUGAUUCCUUACCCGUACCCGGCCGCACCAGGGUCGCAAACGGCUACCCGUACCCGGCCGGGUACGGGUAGCCGGGUAUCGGGUAGGGUACGGGUAUCGGGUACCCGAUUGCGACCUCUGCUGUGCCCCCACCGCCCACCUCCUAGCCCAAAAACCACGACUCACGCUACGAAGGCCACGAUCGAUGGAGGUCAAAUGUCUAUGCCUCCAGUCAACGCGGCGUUCGCUAGCAAGGCAUCUCCCCCCCCCCCCCCCAGCCUUGCGUAUCGGUGCUAGUCUCGUGUUAGUAAGGCAUGUGUUUUGACAUUUGCUGUAUUCGUGUUCAUUUGUGUUCGACGCGUGGUUCUCGCUGUGUCUCUCCGUGCGUUUCGUCACCGCAAAAAGAAAGUGGCACCGGUGUGGCGAGGGGGGAGGGGGACAACAUUCGAACAAGUUUCUCCUGCACGGUGUCCACGCCGUGUCCGUGCCGCAGCCUGCAAGGGGAUAAGAAGCGCUGCUGCUGCUGGAGUUCGAGGCUGCCGUGUUGAGUGCUGGAGCUGUCGAGGGAGUCCCCGUGGUGGUGGUGGGAGAUAAGGCCGUGCCAGCGCGAGCCGUCCGCCCUGCUUAAAACAACCCUUGAGACGAUCCGUUAUGUAAACAACAACAACAACCACAACCAUUGAUUCUCAGAGCUCAAACAAUUUCCUCCACCUGCGCAACAAGCGCGUUUUCGUUCGGAUACCAGACCGUCAGUCUUGUUUCUCCUACUUCUUCAUUGAAACACCCAGGAAUUGGUCAAGCACGACUAUUUGUUUUUGCGAUUUAAUUACCAUUUCCCUUUUUGUGCCAUUCCGCGGUGACGGUGAGAUGUGUCCACCGCCCAAGUGGGAAUCUCUUCUCUGAACCGUGCGUGAAACGUACCUGGUGGGACCCCCCCCCCCCCCCCUGUUACUUCCCCCCUCAUCUUAC
Lethenteron reissneri (Far Eastern brook lamprey) is the source of this 9588-nucleotide messenger RNA. RefSeq lists its product as uncharacterized. Lineage: Eukaryota; Metazoa; Chordata; Hyperoartia; Petromyzontiformes; Petromyzontidae. The record is from RefSeq and is a predicted model, not a curated record.